Molecule: messenger RNA, 2877 nt
Organism: Mytilinidion resinicola
Lineage: Eukaryota; Fungi; Ascomycota; Dothideomycetes; Mytilinidiales; Mytilinidiaceae
Product: kinase-like protein
Exons: 2
Coding region: 1-2877 (958 amino acids)
Biological process (GO): protein phosphorylation
Molecular function (GO): protein kinase activity; ATP binding
Source: RefSeq, a predicted model, not a curated record
AUGAGUAAACUACGGGACGAAUUAUCGAAACUACGGAAAGACGCCCGCUGCGCUAGGGAGCGGAAGCAUUUCUACCCGCUCUCGGAGAUUACGGAGCUUCUUACGUUCGACCAAAUCUGUGCAUCCCUUCGCUCAAACUGGAAGAAUGAACGGGAUGUGGCGCGAUUUGCUUCCCUAAUCCAUGAGACGAACUUGAAAACCUUUGCUAUUCUCCUGCUUAACCGCGACGACGCCCAUAUCGUGGAAUUCCUAUUCCGUCGGGAGACAGACUCGAAAAUCCCGUAUAGCGACGACGGGCUGUAUUUCCUCCCCCCACUGGUAGCUCGCGAGUUCUUGGAGCGGCAAUGGGAAUUCCAUCCAGUCAUCUUCGAAAAGGGCGACAUCCACCGAAAGGUCCGGGAGGAGGAGAUCCUUCCGAUUUUAGAGGAGGAGAAGGCUGGCGAGGGUGGCUUUGGCACGGUGUGGAGGGUAAAGCUCCACCCCAGGUGCCAAAGGCUCGUGCCUAGUGGUCCCGAAACGGCGUCGGAAAGACCUAAAGAGGCCGUAAAGGGAAUCGUGGUUGCUUGGAAAGAGCUGAAAGACGGAGACACUGGUGACGACGAGCGCGCAAUACUGGAGCUACUCCAAACUCUUCGCCAUCCGAAUAUUGUGGAGUUUCUUGGCUCCUACGCUCAUCACGGUGUCCACAACCUUCUCUUCCCGUACGUGCCCAUGGAUCUGAAAAGACUAUUGGCGGGAAUGGCGGAAAUGCCGUUGAUGGAUCCGCACAAAAUCUAUUCUGGAAUAUACGGCCUAGCUGAUGCACUCAACAAGAUUCACGACUUCACCUUCAAAGAUGAGAAUGCAGAGAUCAGCAAGAUUGGGUACCACCACGAUCUGAGGCCGGCGAACAUUCUUGUGAAAAAUGAUGUCUUUAUGAUUGCCGAUUUUGGUCUCUCGAAGCUGAAGCCUGACGACAAGGACUCGAAGACGCGCUUGCGGGGCGGUCACGAUGACUACUUGGGUCCGGAGUCUUUUAAGGAAGCGGAUUGGACAAAUGGUAUUGUCGGUCGAGCCCUGGACGUGUGGGCCUUUGGCUGCAUUCUUACCGAAAUGGCUUCCUUGAUUGAGAGGCGGAACGUCGAAGAUUUUAGGAUCAAGCGUGAAGCCACUCAUGGUACGGAGUUCUUAGUAACAGACAGUGCCUUUCACCUAGCUGGCGUGAUCAGACCAGCCGUCACCAAAUGGCUCUCAGAUCUUACGGAAGAUCCAAAAGAUCAGCAGGUGCAGGAACUUGUCAAGCUAGCUCUGGAUAUGCUCAAUCCGAAUCCGUACAAGAGGAUAAAGAUCUCAGCUGCGGCAUCAACCCUUGCGUUAUUAACGUGGUCCUCCAACGUGGGUGCUGUUGAUCGACUUUUCGAUGGUUUAUCAUACAACAACGUCGAUCGAAGAUCAGACUUCCACGUCCUCGUCCUUCUAGAAUACAAAAGAUUCGGAGCAUGGAAAUCAGCAUUUGGCCGUCUCCACCACGAUGAAAGGCUGCGGAGCACCGACACUGUACUCGCCAGUCUCAGCCAUCUGCUGGAUGUACUGAGGUCGGGUGAGAUAGUUGCACGUGGUGCAAACAGCAGCCAGUCGGAAGCGGACGAAUUCCUGAGGAAAGUUUCGACUGCUGUCGACUCCGCGUGUGCAACGCUGCCAAUCGAAGCACAAGAGGGAAUGCAAGAACUGUGGUCCCGGGAGGUUAGUGAGAUCCAAGAGAUUGAGGUCCUCGCAGCAAUUCGAGCAGCUCCAAAACCGGAGCGGUACAGAUCAGUGGGCAUUAAGGUCGCGAUGAGGUACAUGUCCUGCGCAAUUUCCAGCUCAAUUCGCGUAGGAGGGCGUAGCCGGUACAUUGAAUCCGGCUGCGUAGAGAUUGAUGAAACCUCCUUAACUACAUCUCUGAGCACAGGAGGCGUUCAGUUGAUUGAAGACAAAUCCAGGACCAUGGGUUUUUACACUGGGGAGCAUGGCAGGAGUAGGGUAAUGGUUGAGUGGAAAGAGUAUGACACCCGAUGGCGAGACGGCUCUGGACAGAUAUUGCACGAAACUAUGGAUUCGUUAGUGAACUUGUUGGACCCUCUACAAACACCAAGACAGGGAGUGACAAAGGACCGCGUACUCGACUGCGUAGGUUACUUUCAUGAACCGCGCAAUUACCGAUUCGGAUUCAUUUACAUCCUGAACCCUCUCGGGGGCUGUGAUGCUGCAAGUAGCGCGCAACUCUGCUCGGUCAACAACAUCAUGAGAAUGACCGACCCAUAUGUCACCGACACAAUACGACCUGAUCUCGGAGACAUCUUUCACUUAGCCAAGGACCUAUCUUCCUGUUUGCUUGCACUCCAUGACGCUGGCUGGCUUCAUAAGAACAUUUCAUCGCACUAUGUUCUUGCUUUCUCGCCGUCACUAGAUACGGUCCACCAGCACAUCGCUUCCGCUGUCCUUACGGGGUUCAACGACAGCAGGCCGGAGGCAUCAGGCUUCACCCUCGGUCCGAAGCAGGAGUUUCUUCACUAUCAGCAUCCUCUCUAUCGCAGAGGUCUCCCAUUCAGGAAAUCUUUUGACUAUUUCGGUUUGGGCAUUGUACUUAUGGAGUUAGGUUUGUGGCUUCCGGUUUCUAUCAUACGUUAUAACCGUCGUGAGAUCAUCUCUGCCGAAGACUUUCGCAAGAAGUUGCUGAAAUCCUAUGUUACUCAGCUUGGUGAGAAGAUGGGUACACUAUAUAGGGACGCUGUUCGCUUCUGUCUGGAUGCGGAAGAUGACAUUCAGUCUAUGCAAGAAGAUGCGGAAGGUUGUCGAAUUGCGCAAGAGAUGUUCAAAGUAAAGGUAGUCCAGUCAAUUUCUCGUUGUUUCGCCUGA